AAUUAUCGUUACUAGGCAUCGAUGCCUUGCAUAGCGAAAACAUAAACAAUUGGUAACACGUGCGCGGCUUUUACAAAUUGUUCAUAGAAAAUGGAAUUAUUCACAGUAAAUCGUUACACCGAGGAGCAGAGCAAAGUGAUACAUGGAAGCGGCGAGACUACGAAUGAAGAUGACAUUUUACAAAAGCUGCUGCACAAAGCAGAAAAGCGUAAACGAAAACAUAAAAGCAGCGAGACAGCAGUAAAAGAAGCUAAAGCAGAGCAAAAAGACAACGAGGAAGAGACAACUGUGCAAGCAGUGGAUGCAGCAGAGCCACAGAUAGGUAAAACGUCCACAGACCCUGAGGAAACGGAAGAACCUUCAAAUGAUUUCCAAGUGGUCGGAGCAGAUGCCUCAGCGGCUAAGAGACAAAAAGUGGAAAUGGUAUUGCCGGCUUGGCUGGCGCAUCCUACAAUUAUCGAAGGAGGUAGCCUGCAACCAGAUGACAGUACCGAUGCGGAAGCAACUGCCACAUCUAUAAAAAAACUGCCCUACCUGGAGAAAUACACCUGCAGUGCACUCAAGCAGAUGAAGAUCAGUCGCCUCUUUCCCGUGCAGACAGCCGUUAUACCUUGGAUAUUGGAGGCGCAAGCCAAGCCGGAGCCGUUUCGACCGAGAGAUAUCUGCGUCUCAGCACCCACAGGCAGUGGAAAGACAUUGGCUUUUGCCAUACCCAUUGUACAGCUGUUGGCCAAGCGCGUGCAAUGCAAAGUACGCGCUUUAGUGGUGUUACCUGUAGCAGAGUUGGCACUGCAGGUGUAUAAAGUUUUCAGUACACUGUGCAGCAUGACGGAGCUGGAGGUGUGUCUGCUAUCCAAGCAGCAUCGCUUGGAGGAUGAGCAGGACAAGCUGCUGGAGCAGUAUAAAGGUGUCUACUACUCCAAGGUGGACAUUGUGGUCACUACGCCAGGUCGCCUGGUGGAUCAUUUACAUGCAACCAAAGGCUUCUGCCUGAAGUCGCUGAAAUUUUUGGUCAUUGACGAGGCGGAUCGUAUUAUGGACGCUGUCUUCCAAAACUGGCUCUACCAUUUGGAUUCACAUGUUCGUACGACAGCUGAUCAACUGCUAACAGGUGUGCAGGCGCCGCUUUGCUACCAGGAGCUGCUCAACAGCUACGGCAAACAGCCGCAUAAGUUGCUUUUCUCAGCUACGCUCUCCCAGGAUCCCGAAAAGCUACAGAACUUGCGUCUGUUUCAACCCAAGCUCUUCACCACGGUGCUCACCAUGCCAGUUCUACAGCCUGCCCUUGACCACGGAGAGUUGGCCGAUCAGGCCAGUAAAUUCAUUGGCAAAUAUACAACGCCUGCAGAGUUAACAGAGCAGUACUGCUUAACGGAAAUGCGACUCAAGCCACUUACCCUGUAUGCCAUGGUGUGCUCGAAUAAUUGGAAGCGGUUUUUGUGCUUCGCGAAUAGUACCGACACAGCCAGCCGUUUGACCUUUGUGCUCAAGCAUCUGUUCAAGGAUUCAGGCACAAAUGUGGAGGAGUUGUCCGCGAGUAUGUCGGCUUCGGUACGAGGCAAACGUCUUUCGGAUUUCGUGCGUGGUUCUAUUCAUGGCCUCGUCUGCUCGGAUGCAUUAGCACGCGGUAUUGAUGUGCCCAAUGUGGACAUUGUAGUCUCCUAUGACGCACCUCGUCACAUAAAGACUUACAUACAUCGUGUGGGCCGUACGGCACGUGCUGGUCAGAAAGGCACAGCCAUAACACUGCUCACGGACAAGGAUCUAGCACAUUUCAAGAAAAUGCUUUAUGAGGUGGGCAAAACCAUGGGCGAGGAGCUAAUCAUCUCACCGGACAUUGAAGUCGAACACGCUGUCAUCUACAAGAGCGCUCUAGAGGAGCUGCGCUGGCGCCAAGAGAAACGAAAGAGCGCAAUCAAGGUGCAGAAGAUGAUCAUUUCACGUAAAGGAGCUGUGCACCAGAAACCGGACGAAGAAUUGACUUUAAUGGAGAAACUACAGCGCAAAGCGGGCGCCGAAGUGGUGUCCAAAGUGCCAAAGGCGGCGAAACAUGCCAUCGCAAAGACCGUGAAACGGUCUAAGUUGAAACGCAAACCUAUUAAAAAGUAAAAAAACAAUUUUCAGGAUGUAAGUGGGUAAAAUUGCCAUUAGGGAAUGUUC
Molecule: messenger RNA, 2160 nt
Organism: Drosophila hydei
Lineage: Eukaryota; Metazoa; Arthropoda; Insecta; Diptera; Drosophilidae
Gene: Dbp73D
Product: probable ATP-dependent RNA helicase Dbp73D
Exons: 3
Coding region: 91-2109 (672 amino acids)
Cellular component (GO): nucleus
Molecular function (GO): nucleic acid binding; ATP binding
Source: RefSeq, a predicted model, not a curated record